GAGGCCAGUUGACUUCGAUCCACUGAAUGCAGACUGUGCAUAACACACUGUCUGCUCUGGGUCUUUGGCUGUUAUAUGCACAUCAUACAUAUAUUGCAUUUAGAAUCAAAUAGUUAUUCUUAUAACAUUUUUCCAUAAAAUCUUUUUAUCUUAUUGUAACAAAUGGAUAAUUCUCGUGUGUGAAGCUAGUUUUCUCGUAUAAGUCUGUGUACGUGACAGGCACACCGCGAGUUCAACUCAUCAAAGGAUUUUUCAACGACAAGGAACAAGUAUAAUAUACCAAGGAGAUAAUUAGAAGAGGAAAUAAUUGAUCAAUCACCAGCAACAUCUUCAACGAAUAUCUUGAAGAGGAAAGAAACCAAAAAAAAAAAGUAUAUCUGCUUUCCUUUUUGGAUCGUUGCGCGUUCUUUCUCUCUUUCUCUCGAAGAGACUUGGUAUUCGAUCGAUAAUUCGCCGGGAACGUGUGAGUGCGCCGACCACAGUUACCCAAUAUCUCUACAGACGAAUCGCAAAGGAAUUUGGUAUAAAAAAAAAAAAAACAAGUCAUUUAUCGAAAGACAAUAUAAAAGAAAAAAUAUGAAGGCUAUGGUGGUAAGCCCUGUAGGUGGUCGAGUACCACCGAAUCGUGGUGUUUUACACAACGGUUUGAAUUUAAACGGAACGAGGAGAGACUUAGAAGCUGAAGAAGUUGCCGCUUAUCUAACAAAGCUAAAAUCAUUGGUACCGGAUAUGCCGAGAAAGAGGAAACUUUCUAAACUCGAAGUAAUACAAAGGGUGAUAGAAUAUAUAUGCGAUUUACAAACUACCUUGGAAGAGAAUGUCCAUCAGGAAACAAUAAAGACGAAAAUCACGCCUAUAACGAGACAACCGCUUCAACCUUUGCUAAACAAGGUGAGCAGCGUUGGCAGUACAGGCUCGACGACACCGGCGGCAGCAGCAACAGCAGUAACAUCAUCAGCGACAACGAUGACGACAAAUAACACAGUGGCUGAACGGUGACCUGUCACAGGAAAACAACUUGAAUGAGGGCCAGAUCGCUAGGAGAGAUCGUCCUCGUGGGCUGACUCCAGCUUGAACGCAGGGUUCCGUCCGUCCGUCCUUUUUCAUCCUCAUCCUCAUCCUCCUACUCCACCUCGAAGAAUUCCUUCCUUUUAUUAAUUCUUCGAGGCUUGACAAAAAUGGAAGGAUACGUUAAACGAUAACCAGGGAAACUAGGAACAGAACGACGAGCAAACCCUUGCGCCCAGUACAAUCUCUUUCCUCGCGAAAGCCUGUAAAUACUUAUUUGUACAUAGACUCUCUCUCAUCGCAUUCCUCGCACGACCUCUCAUCGCCGAUAAACACCAAUCACACCAUCGCCUCUAAUCUUCGACUCUCUCUUUCUCUUUUUAUCCUUUAAUCCCACCCUUUUUCUCAACUUUCAAAUGAUAAUUUGAUUUUUUUUUGUACCUACAAUUAUUUCCCUUUUUUUUUGUUUGCUUUCUAUCGUGAAAAUGUUUAACAAAACUCUUUCGUUAACAAUUUCUUCUUUACAAUUACGAUUGGUUGAAAGGUCCAAGCAAAAUUAUGAACAAAAUAAAUAUAUAUAUAUAUAUAUACACAUGUCAUAUUAAUAUAUUCAAAAUAUCAUCAUUUUAACGAUAAUAUCACGUACCAUGGCCCCACCCAACCGAUCGUAAAUUUAUCAUCGCGUUGAUCAAAGUCUGUAUCAUUUCUAACUCACACUGUAGAUAAUAAAGACAAUUUUUAUUACUAUUAUUACAUUUAUUGUACCUUAAAAAUGCUAUAUUAUUAUUAUAUGAUUAUAUUAUUAUUACUGUUAUCGGUCUUCAUAUUAUAAUUUAGAGACCUUCCGUAACUAUUGUAUAUUUGCGAAGACUGAAAGGCUGUAAGUAUAUCGUCGCACGAAGGUACUACGCUCGUGUAUACAAAAUAAAUGCAAACUGUGUCCGUAAGUUAUACCUGUGUCACUUAUUUCCUUGCACAACCUAUUCAUACAUUUUUAAUAUAUAUUUUUAAUUAAAUCUUUGAAAACAAAAAUCAAAAUAAUUACUGAAACUUAUAAUUCAAAAAUAUGCAUAUAGAUUGUAUCCUUCAUUUCUUAUCAACAAACUAACAUUUGAAAGAAUUAAAUUCAAUCAUGGAAAUUAUGAAAAAAAAAAAAA
This is a messenger RNA of Polistes dominula (European paper wasp), 2165 nucleotides long. It is a transcript of the gene emc, whose product is annotated as Basic helix-loop-helix domain-containing extra-macrochaetae. Gene Ontology annotation, cellular component: nucleus; cytoplasm. Gene Ontology annotation, biological process: negative regulation of transcription by RNA polymerase II; circadian regulation of gene expression; cell differentiation. Lineage: Eukaryota; Metazoa; Arthropoda; Insecta; Hymenoptera; Vespidae. The record is from RefSeq and is a predicted model, not a curated record. Gene Ontology annotation, molecular function: protein dimerization activity; transcription regulator activity.